GUGAAUUUUACAAGUUAAAACUAAAUAACUCUAAAAUAACUAUGACGGGUGUUUAUUUUGACACGGGACAACUUGAAACGCUUUAUUACCUUUAUUUGCAUAACAUUAAGUUUUAACAAUAAUGCAUUUCAAACAUUUAUCAGUUUAACCAACAUGAAUAAUAAACAAGUUUGUAUUUCCAAUGAAAUGAUACAUAGAUGAUGUAUAUCGAAAAUGAUGACGGAUAAAUCAGUAUAGUGUAUUACAAAUGUACAAAGUCGCUGUGCCACCCAAAAAGUGUAUUUAAUUUUCAAUAAGCACGAUGAAAGUUCUAUAUCGGAUUACUUGAACUGAAGAAAACUUUCAUUUAACGAAAAAAAGGAUAUUUUGUUUUAAAUAGAAAGAUCUCAUUCGCAACGUAAGUUCAAGAAAAAGCAAAACGUCCAGUUCCUUUGAAAAAGUAAAUGAAAAUGGAUAAAUAUCGCAAUAUUCUAUGACCUAUUGCCACACGGCUUUUGGAGUUUUUGAAUUGAUUGUCAGCAUUCAUACUGUCCAGAGUCAUUUACAGACUUUAUUGUCAACGAAUGGAGUAUGGCUUAUGGAAAAGGAUUGCUAUUUUCGUCUUGGAUCUUCAUGUGUGUGUGCAUUCCGAUUUUUGGAGAAACUUACAAUAAAACAAUGUCUACCAUCCUAAGUGAUAUAUUUAUGGGCUAUGACAAGAAACUCCCUCCCAAGCACGACAGGGUUGGCAAUGAUAGACAGGUCAGGGUCACUGUGAAUAUAUUCGUCAAUUCUAUGUUCUCUAUCAGCGAAGCAAAUAUGGACUAUUCAAUGAGUCUGUUCUUACGGGAACGUUGGUUAGAUGAAAGGCUGAAGUAUGAGGACACCAUUAACAUAACAAGAUUGGAGCUUGAUAAAUCCCUAUUCGAAGACGUUUGGAUGCCUGAUAUGUAUAUACUGAACGAGAAGGCUUCCGAUUUUCACGAGGUGACAAUACCAAAUAAAUUGAUACAUGUAUAUCCGGACGGGGCAGUCCAGUACAGUGCAAGGGUAACCGGAUCAUUUUCAUGUUUGAUGCACCUACAAAAAUAUCCGUUUGAUAAGCAGGCUUGCCAUUUCGAAGUAGAAAGCUAUGGUCACAGUACAGAGACGAUGAAGUUUGUUUGGAGUGAUGGUGCGGUGUCAAUGGCUGAAAAUAUUGAAUUUCCUCAAUUUACUAUUGCGGAAAUAAAGCCAUAUUCAUGUGAAAAAAAUUAUUACGGAAUUGUGUAUCCCUGUAUUGGAGUAAAGUUUAUUUUGGAAAGAAAUUACGCCUACUACUUGAUACAAAUAUACGUGCCAAGUAUUCUUAUUGUGAUAUUAUCCUUUGUGAACUUCUGGUUGGACUGUACGUCAGUUCCCGCUCGAAUCUCACUCGGUCUCUUGACUGUGCUCACUAUGACUACACAGAGUGCUGGUGCAAGAGCCAACCUGCCACGUGUGUCAUACGUAAAGGCAAUAGAUGUUUAUAUGGCAACUUGCCUUGCCUUUGUAUUCCUUGCAUUGCUAGAGUUCGCAUACGUUAAUGUAUUAACUCGAGCUGAAAACAGAAAACCAUCAGAAAAGGAACACAGAGGCAAUAAAGAUGAGGACGAUACAGCAGAAACGAAGUUGUCCAAUGGUUCUUGUGAGCAGAGCGGUAAACCAAUUCAAACGGCUGAUGUAUCUGUUUCAAUAACCAGCAAAGGAAAGAGAUGUUCAUGCUUCCAGCGAUUGUCGGGUGUGGGAAGAGCGCGUCUGGUGGACAAGGUGUCUCGUGUCCUUUUUCCGGCCGUGUUCACUGUUUUCAACAUUAUAUACUGGAUUUAUUAUUUCACGUGGAAUCCAGAAUUUGAAAAUUUUGACAUAUAAGAAAUGUUAUUCUUGCAUACCAGACAGGAUUUUACUGGGUUUUUUUGCCGGUGAUGGAACAAAUCGCCCUACACCCGGACUUUAAGACGACUCGCAUGUUUUAAAUCAUGAAUAAUUAAGGAUAUUCAUACGCUUUUAUAAUAAGAUAGUGCUGGAAAGAAAAGCAUUUGUUUUCUUUUAAUUCUUUAUAUUAAGUGAAGAAAACGGUAUGCAAUUAAAAGAAUCUACCCCUAGCUGAAGGUACGGAUGGAAAUGUCUGUUGAACUUCGUUACCGCCUAAACAUUUACCCUCGAGCCAGAUAUUUUCAUCCACACCUUCAACCAGUGGAUUCAAAGUGUUUCAGCUUGAAUUUACGGCACAUUGAAAUCUUUGUCAAAUUGCCAGAUAGUUUUAUUUUCAUUGCAUCUAAACAAUUUAAAUGAUAUUCAUGAUAAAUAAAGCUCUCUGAAUGCCACAAUAUUUGAGUAAUUAAUCAUUGUUUAUACAUUUCUAUAGAUUUAAUUCAUUGUGAGGCGUCUGCUUUGAUGCACUUUAUCAAAAGCCUUUUUUUAAUCCACCUGUGUUUCAAUGCAUAUCCUUCACAUACAGUACGAUUAACGUUGUGUGUUUUGUAAGUAAAUUUCGGAAUCGACGUUCUUGCUUGUCUGCUAUGCCAUCACUUACGUUCACAACAAAUUUCAGUUUUAUGUUAAUGCGAGUAAUAAAAUUGUUGUAACCAGUUGUUUAAGAAAUAACAUUUAUUUUAUGCUAACUAAUGAAAUAUUGUAUUCUGUCAGUUAAAUAUUUCAUAUCUCAUCACUCACACUGUGAAAAUAAGAAAUCUAUAUUUUCACACUGUGAGAGAUAUAGCUCCGCCCCCUCAUACAUUGUGUAUGAAUUUUUAAUUAUUUGCUUAAAACAGGGUGAAAAUUGUAGUCGCACUUUGUUCUUUAUAGUAUAUUUCUCGAUUCAAAUCAUUUUACUUAAUAAGAAUUUCAUAACGUAAUGCAGCAAAAAUAAAAUAAAAUGGAACUUUAUUACUACUUCGAUUUUAACUGCAUAUAAAGAUUUAUUUCUACAUCCUGGCGUUAUCCCCUCGAUAUGUGUCUGUUGAGUUUGGUUUCUUUUCCAGCGCACCUCUAAGGCGUUUAACCAUAUGACGUAAUAAUUUAAGAGUAUAAAAAGUGGUUAUUGCGUUAUAACAUCAUAAUUCCUAUAUUCUUUUCUUACUAUGCAAAUCAGUCGGGGUCGUGUUAGAAUAAUGUGUAAUGUGCCAUAUCUUACACGUUUGAUAAUUAUAUCAGUGCAAUAUAAUACAUUUAUAAUUAUGUUUCUAUCAAAGUUCAGAAAGAAAACAUACAAAUCAGGGGGAACUCUAUACUGGUUUUGAAUUCCAUGACGUAAUUUCUUACUUCUUGGUAUCCUGUUACAUUUUUAUAUAAUGUUUUAAAAUGGUCACUUAUCUCUGAUAAACCUAUUUUACUAUAUAUGUAUGAUAUAUUUUUAUAGAAAUAAAAGUUUAAAAGGUUA
Molecule: messenger RNA, 3379 nt
Organism: Mercenaria mercenaria
Lineage: Eukaryota; Metazoa; Mollusca; Bivalvia; Venerida; Veneridae
Product: glycine receptor subunit alpha-2-like
Exons: 10
Coding region: 571-1869 (432 amino acids)
Biological process (GO): signal transduction; chloride transmembrane transport; regulation of membrane potential
Cellular component (GO): neuron projection; membrane; synapse
Molecular function (GO): GABA-A receptor activity; chloride channel activity; extracellular ligand-gated monoatomic ion channel activity
Source: RefSeq, a predicted model, not a curated record